GCUCGAAUUCCAGGAUUCACUCCGCAUCGAACGCGCUUUCAACAGAUAUCUUCUAGGUUUUCCUCCUCAUAAAUAGGAACCUUGCUUCUCCUUUGCUCAUAUCCGCCGCUUUUGCUUUCGCAGUCAGAGCCUUCAACUCGACACUUCCAGAUUUGUUCUUGCCGCCAAUUUCCAUCAAGUCUCGCUAAAUGGCCUCCUCAAGCAUUGUUCGCGCAAGCCUUUCAUCAAUUCUUGAGGAACUUAGAGAUCAAUUCACCAUCCCUGUUAGUGAUAAGCCCGGUCUUCUCAUGCUAGGGCCAAUGGGAGAUCCUGAUCCAACCACCCUCAUUAACUACGAGACCGGCAGAAUCCCUUUCAAGUAUGCUAAUAUGAAUCUGGCCGAUUGGAGUGGGGCUUUUAGAUCUUGGAUGGGACCCAUUGAGGGGUGGAAAACCUGGUACUGCAGAAUGUCCCGGGCCUAUGGAAAAACUUGGCAAGCACGCAGGAUCGAUCAAUGUCUUACUCUCUCAUUGUCGAAUAUGGCUAAAAAUGAGUCCCUGCUUAUAGCUGCAUCAUAUUUUUGGUCUGACGCCUUGAAUGCCUUCCUUUUCGGCCACGGGCCGAUGACACCCACCUUGGCCGAUGUCUAUAUGUUGACUGGUCUGGACAUUGAUUCCCCAGACAAUACUUUCAACACGAGCAAACCCUCCUUUAAUCUGAAGGCCAAAGAAUCUAAAGGAUGGGGAGAUUAUGUUGCCUGCCAUAUGAAAAAGGGUACUGUCCAACAGAGAGAACAUGUGGUCUUUCUGAACAUGUGGCUUGACAAGUUUAUCUUCUGUGGACGAACAGUAGGGCCAACCUCCAAUUACCAACGUAUGGCCAAGCUCAUAGAUUCUGGCACAAAAUUUCCACUGGGGAAGCAUCUCUUGGGGGCUGUUUACGAUUUGCUUCACAGAGUGGCUAUGAACCUGCUUUUGGGGCAACCAGUGAAGAACACAGGAGGACCCUGGUGGUUCAUAAACUUAUGGUUGAAUCUUCAUCUCCGAAAUAUUUUGGAGGAGGAUAUUUAUAAAUCAAAAUUCCCCAAGUUUCAACCGGAUGGUGAAGUCACUGAAUAUCGUCCCAGCCGCAAAUUUGGAGAAGCAGUUGCUGUUUUUCCUGGAGACAAGAAAAAUCCAGGCAUGGUCGUCAAUUUCUUCAGAAGCUUUUAUUAUGGGCUCACUGCCAGUGCCACAAUUUGGUUUGCAUACGAUGAUCCUGAGACAAAUUUUGAAUCAAUCUUCCAAUUUGAGGAUGUUACUGUUUAA
Molecule: messenger RNA, 1286 nt
Organism: Lolium perenne
Lineage: Eukaryota; Viridiplantae; Streptophyta; Magnoliopsida; Poales; Poaceae
Source: RefSeq, a predicted model, not a curated record